UUAAAAAAUAUCUGACCGGCAUUUACAAGUUCUUCUAUUAAGCUUUUCUUUGCAUUUGCAAAAUUGCCAUUUUUCCAAAAUAGUAUUGUGAGGAAAACUACGGGAAAUUGCACGAAUAUGAACGUCGUCUUAGAAUAUAUGACGUCAACGGGAGCGUUGCGAAAUACGGCAAAUAUGGCGAAUAUCGCAAAUCCUUGGUUCCGCAUUUUUCCGCCGGAAGAAAUCGCUGAAGACCCCGAAUUUAUUGGUGAAAGUGGUGUAAAACAUAUGCCAGACAGAGGAGCUCCUGCAAUAGCAUAUUUUAUGCUCAUGUUUACAGUCAAUCUUAUGAAGAAGAUAGUCCAAGAAACAAACAGAUAUGCCCGAUCAUUUAUCAAAACCAACAUGCAAAGGAUCAACAGAUGUAGACAUUCACGUGUUCACCAAUGGAUUAAGACUGGACCGCUCACAAUUAAUGAGUUCAAAGGGUUUCUUGCCGCUAUUUACAAUAUGGGACUGAAUAAGAGACCGACACUACAGUGCUACUGGAAGAAAGGGAAACAAGAAUACAAGUGGUUUAGAAAGAUGUUUCCAAGAAAUAGGUUUCAAUUAAUUCUAAAAUUUUUACAUGUUGUUGAUAAUCGUAAAGUUUCAGGCAGAAAUGAUCCAACAUAUGACCCAUCAGCCAAGUUUAAGCCGAUUCUUGAUUCAUUGAACAUGCGAUCCAAAUAUCUUUAUACACCUGAAAGAAACCUAUCGAUUGAUGAGUCUUUGGUUGGGACACGUGCGCGCUCUGUAAUGACACAAUAUAUACCAACAAAAAGUCACAAAUUUGGCAUUAAACUUUGGAUGCUGAUAGAAUCUAUAUCCGGUUAUCUCGUACAUAGUACUGUUUAUAGAGGUCGUCGUUUCGAUCCUGUGCCUGAUGGGGAACUCCAAAGUAGUAUGGUUGUUAAAAGUCUACUGAACGUUAGUUGUUUAUUUGAUAAAGGAUACCACGUGUUUUGUGAUAGUUUCUUUUCUAGUCUAUCACUAGCAUCAGAACUACUUUUAAAUAGGACAUUUAUGACUGGAACUUUAAGAAGUAACCGACCAAUGCCACAAAGAAUAAAAAACCCAGAAUUACGUCCGGAUGAAUAUGUAUUUAUGAGAAGACAAGAAACAUUAUUAUGUGCAUACAGACAAAACAAACGGAAACCAGUUCGCCUAGUGUCUACAUUUUGCAAUGCACGAGUUACACCUCGUGGCAAACCAACCGCCAUAGAAAGUUACAGCAAAAAUAUGGGAGGAGUAGAUCGAAAUGACAUGUUCACAGCAUUCUACAACGAUGAAAGGAAAACCGUCAAAAUGUGGAAAAAAAUUAUGUUUAAUCUUUUUCAAAGAUUCAUGAUAAAUGCGUACAUUCUUUAUAAAAAAAACUCAAACAACCCUCGUCCACUAUCACGCCUCCAGUUCAUUCACGAGGUAAUUGAAAGUUUGUCAAUGGAACACAUGAGAGAUAGAUUUCCGGGUCAGUUAGAAAAUCGAAAGAAAGAACUUCGAAGAUUAUAG
This is a messenger RNA of Mytilus trossulus (common blue mussel), 1530 nucleotides long. Its product is annotated as piggyBac transposable element-derived protein 4-like. NCBI's taxonomy places the organism in Eukaryota, Metazoa, Mollusca, Bivalvia, Mytilida, Mytilidae. Bases 118 to 1530 code for a protein of 470 amino acids. The record is from RefSeq and is a predicted model, not a curated record. The transcript has 2 exons.